Acaulospora morrowiae is the source of this 702-nucleotide messenger RNA. The record is from the annotation of a GenBank genome assembly. NCBI's taxonomy places the organism in Eukaryota, Fungi, Glomeromycota, Glomeromycetes, Diversisporales, Acaulosporaceae.
AUGUCCUCAAUUUUCGAUGGAUGUUGUAUCACAUUCUCUGGCGUGUUUGACGCUGGCAAUCAUAGCAAACUACAGAGCAUUGUCAAGGAACAUGGCGCAGUCCAUUCCUCCAGUUUAACGAAGAAAACCACCCAUUUGGUCGUAACAAAAGAGGAUUAUGCGAGGCCUAGUAUGAAAGUUACUUCAGCUAGAGCAAGAGCCGAAGAAAUAUCGAUUGUGACUUGGCAAUGGGUCGAAGAUUCUAUCAGUCAAAAGUGUAAGGUAGACGAAUCCAAAAAACGAGCGGUUAAAACCGAGAAAGAAGAUACGACUGAUGAAAAUUCUGUUGUCGUUGCUUCAAGUUCAAAAAGUGAGACAACUAAGAAAAAAAGGAAAAUAAAAACUAGUACGUCCUCCGCUAGCGUGCAGACUGUUGAUGUUAAGAUUGUCGAAGAGAAAAAAAUGGUCACAAUAAUAAAGAAAGGGAAGGCACCUGUUGAUUCCUUGUUUAGAGAGAAAGAUCGUACUCACGUAUAUUCAGAUGAUACAACUGUAUGGGAUUGUCUUCUUAAUCAAACCAAUGUCGCAAAUAAUAACAAUAAAUUCUUUGUUAUCCAACUCUUGAAGCUUGAUUCUGCGAACCAAUAUUUUGUCUUCACCAGAUGGGGCCGAGUUGGCUAUGAAGGACAACAAUCUACUUUAGGCCCUUUCUUCGACUUGGAU